GGAUUAACAUGAUUGUAAACAAAAUGUUGAUGGAGGGAGAACAACGACACUCCAUGUUUUUCUUCCAAAACUGAGUUAUCUCUAUUUUCCCCUCACUUCUCUGUUUUUCUCUCAUCACUUCAAAUCAAAUCAAAAACCACCAAAUCACAAACUCUUCAAUUUCUAGGGUUCUUCACUCUCAUGGACCAAGCCGAAUUAACCACCGAUCAGGUUCUGAGUAGGGAUAUCCCAUGGGAAACCUACAUGUCCACCAAGCUCAUCUCCGGAACAAGCCUUCAACUCUUACGCCGUUACGAUCAUCGAUCAGAAAGCCAGAGAGCACAGUUACUUGAUGAUGAUGGUCCGGCUUAUGUUCGCGUGUUUGUUCAUGUUUUGCGCGAUAUUUUCAAGGAAGAUACUGUGGAGUAUGUUUUGGCUAUGAUAGAUGAAAUGCUGACAGCGAACCCGAAAAGGGCAAGACUGUUUCAUGACAAUGCUCUUGCAGAUGAUGAUACUUAUGAGCCUUUCCUAAGAUUGCUUCGGAAAGGAAACUGGUUCGUACAAGAGAAAAGUUGUAAGAUCCUUGCCUUAAUAGUUAGUGUCAGGCCAAAAAAUCAGAGUGGCGUUGCUUCUAAUGGAGAGGCUUCAAAUGAAAAGAAACCAUUUACCAGCAUUGAUGAUGUUUUGAUUGGAUUGGUAAAAUGGCUUUGUGAGCAGUUGAAGAAACCUUCUCAUCCAAGUCGUGGAGUUCCAACUGCUAUCAAUUGCCUUUCAACUCUACUUAAGGAACCUGUGGUCAGGUCUAACUUUGUUCAAACUGAUGGGGUCAAGUUGCUUGUGCCAUUGAUUUGUCCAGCAUCCACUCAACAAUCUAUUCAGCUUCUUUAUGAAACAUGUCUCUGCAUUUGGCUCUUAUCAUAUUAUGAGCCUGCAAUUGAAUAUUUGGCUACUUCAAGGACCCUUCCAAGACUGAUUGAUGUCGUUAAGAGUUCUACAAAAGAAAAGGUUGUUAGAGUUGUUGUCUUGACACUUAAAAACUUGAUGUCAAAAGGGACAUUGGGUGCUCAGAUGGUUGAUCUUCAGCUGCCACAAGUUGUUCAAAGUUUGAAAGCACAAGCAUGGAGUGAUGAGGAUUUGUUGGAGGCACUGAACUCUCUGGAAGAAGGGCUUAAGGAUAACAUCAAGAAACUAAGUUCUUUUGAUAAGUACAAGCAAGAAGUUCUUCUUGGCAAUCUGGAUUGGUCUCCCAUGCACAAAGAUCCCAUAUUUUGGCGAGAAAAUAUAACCAAUUUUGAAGAGCAUGAUUUCCAGAUUCUAAGGGUCCUAUUAACAAUUUUGGACUCGUCCAAUGAUCCAAGGACUCUAGCUGUUGCUUGCUUUGACAUUUCACAGUUCAUCCAGUCCCAUCCGGCUGGGCGGAUCAUUGUGACUGACCUUAAAGCCAAGGAACGGGUGAUGAAACUAAUGAAUCAUGAGAGUGCCGAGGUUACUAAAAAUGCACUGCUCUGCAUCCAACGACUUUUCUUGGGUGCAAAGUAUGCUAGCUUCUUGCAAGUCUAGUUCUAUUGUAUGCACUUAAUUCCAUGAACUCCCUGCUAUCUCACAUUUCGGAUCAACUCUCCUCUGUACAAGGUUUAUUCAUUGUUUCAAUAAUUUAUUGUCUGUGCCGAUUAAGAUUUCAGUUUGAUAUAAGAAAUAAGUAUCCUUGAUAUUCUACUAUUGAAUAAAUCAAGUUUUGUAAUUUUAUACUCCACUGUUCUCUGCUGGUAUGUUGAAUACAGGUUUUUAGAAUUCAAUAUUUAUCAUUAGAUGGAUUUGUAAUUUCUUGAAAAUUAUUGAGUUGAGGAAUGAGAAAAUUAUUGACAUUUUUGCCAGAA
This is a messenger RNA of Medicago truncatula (barrel medic), 1856 nucleotides long. RefSeq names its product V-type proton ATPase subunit H. The transcript has 11 exons. Lineage: Eukaryota; Viridiplantae; Streptophyta; Magnoliopsida; Fabales; Fabaceae. Gene Ontology annotation, cellular component: vacuolar proton-transporting V-type ATPase, V1 domain. Gene Ontology annotation, biological process: proton transmembrane transport. The record is from RefSeq and is a predicted model, not a curated record. Gene Ontology annotation, molecular function: proton-transporting ATPase activity, rotational mechanism; protein binding; heme binding. Bases 181 to 1539 code for a protein of 452 amino acids.